Messenger RNA from Gopherus flavomarginatus (Mexican gopher tortoise), 1321 nucleotides. It is a transcript of the gene POLR1G, whose product is annotated as RNA polymerase I subunit G. The coding region runs from base 72 to 881 and encodes 269 amino acids. The record is from RefSeq and is a predicted model, not a curated record. Lineage: Eukaryota; Metazoa; Chordata; Testudines; Testudinidae. The transcript is spliced from 3 exons. Gene Ontology annotation, biological process: transcription by RNA polymerase I.
CUGCCCGGCGGGGGCGGGGCCAGGGAACAGUGGCUCCACGUGGUCUCUUCCGCAGGCUCAGCGCCUGCAGCAUGGAGCGGGCGGCGCUGCGGGGGCUGCCGCGGUUCCAGUGCCCCCCGGAUUUCUCCCCGAGCCCCUUCAGACCCGGGACGCCCUUCGCCCCCGAGGAGCUGCGGGGCAAGGAGCUGUGGCUGAUCCGAGCGCCCGCUGAUUUCAGCCCGGACAGCCUGAAUGGCUGCGCUGUGCCCCUGGUCGGGUUCCAGACGUUGAAGACAAAGUUUGAUGGGACGCAGCAGGUCUUCGACAUCCACAGUGCCCUGGAGGAGUCGGGCAGCCCCUAUUUGCUAGUGUCCUCAACCCACUCUGACCAGCUCUCCUGCGCAGCCUCCUUCCACGGCUGCAUGCGCAUCUGCGAGAGAUUUGGGGACCCCAGCAGCAGGAGCCCUGGCCAGGCUGUCACAGCCAGGCCUGCCCCCCAGGUCCCAGAGGGCCUCCGGCAGCGUUUCCUGCCCUUUGGGAGCAGCCCGAAGCAACAGUGCCCAGAGGCAGCCACGUCCACGCCAGCGACAGAUGUGCUGGGGUCUGCCAGGAAGAAGAAGAAGAAAAAGAGAGUGAAAGAGGAGCCCAUGGAGCUGCUGGUGUCGAUAAAGCAGGAGCCUCCCGGGGAGCCCUGGGGCUGGGGGAGCGGUGAUCCUGGCCCUGAACCCCCCAGAGCGGAGGAUGAUGGCUUGAGGGGGGCAGAGGAGCCCACUCCGGGGCACCUGAGCCCCAAGCACAAGAAGAAGAAAAAGAAAAAGAAACACAAGUACGAGGCUUUGGAGAGGGCAGUCUGGCCAUGCAAGGCCGAACGGCUGGACCUCAGCUCCAUAAAGCAGGAGUGAAUGUGGCUAAAGCCUCAGGGCAGGGGUUUGGUUGAAGACGUGUGGUGGGCACGUCCCAUCACUGCUCUGAGCCCUGUGGUGUCCGCCUGCUGCAGAGAUGGGAAUGGCAGCUUCACAUGGGGUGCCCCAGACUACCAGUCUAAAGUGCCAGUGUUCCUCUGUGGGCAUUAGGUGCAUCAGGCCCCAUGCUCCUGCAGGGCCACCCAGCGGUGCCAGUGCAGUGCCUGCUGCCAUAGGAAUAAACAGGAGGCCUUGGUGAGUCCAGGCAGAGGGGACACGUUCUGGGCCGCAGCUGACGACUGUGUGGCCAGGCUGCUCUUGGUGUUAGUGGGAGGUACUGGCUGAACCCUGCUGGCUGCGGGAUCCUGCCUGAGGCUGGGAGGGGCUGCAGGGAGUUGUGCUGUGUCUCUGCCUUCAAUUAUAAAUGCAAGUACACGCGG